CAUCACAUUCCCUGACAUGUGGAAUUUAACAAUGACUUAUUUUAAGUACUCAUUUCAGUAAUUAUACAGGUUGUACAGGGAAGGUCAUUAGUGUCGGGCGAGGAUUAACUAUGAAACACAUUAUUUUAAAUUUUUAAUCGUAAAAGCUUUAAAGCAGGUGGAUUAGUUUUGUUUAAGUUUACAAUGUAAAUAGAUUAUAAGAAGUUUCUGGAAAAGUAAUAAGUUGUUUGUGUAGGUCUCUAUGUGUUUAAAUAUGAAUGUUACUGUCCAACCCCCGAUUGAGACGCACUCUUUAUUAUUCUGAAACUUAUUUCGACUGAUUGAUUGAUUGGAAUUCUUCAGGAAGAAUAUGAAUAAUAUAGGAGUGGACAGUGUUUUGAUAUAACCCGCCGUAUGCUGGAUAAUUUAGUGGAGGAAUCGUAUUAAUCAAACAGAUGGCAGUAGAAUCAUCUAGUGUGUAACAAACUACGGGCAAUUCUAUGACAGAUUUGAGAAUUAUGAAGAGGGAGAGAACUGUGAAUUUUACGGAGAUGGCAAUAAAGGAUAGAACGAUGAGGAGGCACUCUGAGGCGAAGGACCUCACUCCGUUAGAGAGGGCGGCCUCCAAGCGACGUCGGAAGUCCACAAUUAAAGCGCUCGUCCAUAUAAGAUGGCAGCUAGUUCGAGAUUACGUUAGAUCAGGGCGCUUCCGUGAAAUGGCGCCAGAGUACGACUUGAUAGAUAGAGGUGGUGACGCCGAUUAUAUCGUGUUCAAAAUGGGAGAACGCGAGAAAACGUUUCUCCAAAAACUCGGUAUGGACACUGGACAAAAGAAAGUGUCAUUUCGUGAAAUAGCUAUUCAAAUGAUGGAACACAAACUCAACUCCAAAGGAUUUGAAGAUCCUAGGGAAAGAAUGUUUUUAGAUCAGUACAAGAAAAGGAAAGAAGAAAGGCGAAUUGCAGAAGAGAAGGCAAAUGCCGAAAAGAAAGUGAAAACGACAAAUGAUCAAAAGCCACAAAAUGGAAACCAGUUGGAAACUUUAGUUGAAGAAAGCAUACCAUCUCUAGACCUAAAUUCAAAUGAGCUAAACGUUCCAACAGAAAGAAGAAAAAGUAGUGUAUUUUUUAAUGAUUCUGUUAGUGAGACAAGGAAGGGUAGUAGUUUUAAUGGAAGCAUCACUGACCGAAGAUUAAGUAUAUUAACGGAAACGGACAGAAGUGUCAACACGGAUAUUCUUCAGGAUGACGUUACAAAAGAUAUAUUUAAUUCUUCCACAUCUCGGAAAUCUACUGCUUCUCUACGCAUGCGCCCUAAAAGGUUGGAUUCAAAUAAUGGAUUCGACUUUGACGAAGGAGAAGAAACAGCACUUGUAGAUUUGAAAUCCUACAAGCCACCGCCCCGAAUUAUUACAAAGACACGUGAAAUGUACCAUAUUGCUUGCGUCAUGUGCGGUGUUGUUCCAUUACGUCAUUUUGUCAAACAAUGUACUGGGAGAUACGUAAACCUUAAUAGUGUCAUGCUGAGUGCCAAAAGCGUAAAACCUAUCGCCAUAUCCCUUGUGAUGGAUAGCCGCGUGGUGGACUUUGAUGUUUCAGAGAACAAUAUAGGUCCACUGGGCACCAUGUACCUGUCAGAGAUGAUGACUCGCAAUAAUUACAUUACAGAACUGAAUCUCAAUUGCACAUGUCCAGGUAAAGAUGGCCUCCGCGUCCUCAGCGAAUCUCUGCCACUGAAUAAAUCGUUGGAGAUCUUGAGACUGGAAUCAAAUAAAAUUCAGCACACUGAAACGCACUUAAUUAACUCUUUAAUAGAGAAAGUUCGCAAUUUGAAAGAAUUAUAUUUGGGACAUAAUGCAAUAGGCUACGAGGGAGGCUGCACUCUCGCAAAAUGCCUCGAGGACAAUACUACAUUAAGGGUUUUAGAUUUACAAUGGAACCAUAUUCGGAAGGAAAGUGCAGCAGCACUGUGCAAAAGUUUGUCGGGAAAUGUAGGUCUGCGAACACUGGACGUCUCGUGGAAUGGAUUGGGUAAAGAAGGAUGUAUAGCCUUGGCAACAUCUCUACCGAAAAACGUUUACCUCAAAUCCUUAGUGAUCACUUCCAACAGAAUAGACAUGUUGUCCCUAAGGUUUCUACUCCAUGGUCUGGUCAGAAACAGAACGCUCGUGUCUCUAGAGAUGGGCCGAAAUCCUAUAACAACAGAGGGCGCUAAGGCUGUGGUCAGAGCAGUGCAAUCGUCUAAAGUUAGUCCACUACAAAGACUGUGUCUUGAUGACAUUUCAGUGGACGAGCAGUUUGUGUUGUUUAUGAAAGAACUAUACGACAAGAAAGGAACACGGGUAACACACGGGGAGCUACUCAGUACCGGAAAUGUGGUGGAAGAAAAGCAGCAUGAUCCACAUGAUCUUAACCGGUUUGAUCCAGUCAUGGUGCUAGUCGAAUAUAUGCGCAUCGACAAUCUUCGACUCAUCGACUUUUUCCAGUACCUUGAUACGAAUUCCCGCGAGAGACUAAGCAAAAGUGACUUCCGGGAAGGAGUAGCGAAUUUGUGUCUGCCCUUGACGGAGCAUCACCUUGAUAUAGUUAUGGAAAAGGUCGACCUGAAGAAAGACGGCUAUGUGGAUUUAGAAGAGUUUAUGACCGUGCAUCGUGAAGUUUCUCGACAGAUCACAUUAAGAACAACGAAAGCCAAAUCGAAGAAGAAGGAGGAUGAGGGGCUGGUCAGUUUACGGAAAAUACUCAAAGAAAUUGUUGAAAAACGCAACAAGUCUCACAAAGAGAAGGCUAGAGAACGUAGUCAGAAGAAAUAUUCCACUGUGCAACUCACGCAACUUGGCGCAGCCAAAAGGCUCUCCGAAUCACAGGCAAAGUCUACGAAAUCGACCAAUCAGCAGCGACGAAAUUCCAUUGAUAGCCCGUCAGCAUCACAGAAAGUAGAAACCAUUAGAAAUGUUUUAGGAGAAUGAAACUGAUUUCUCAUUUUAGCUCACCUAAGCUGUUAGCUUAAGGGAUCUUUUCUGAUCACCUUUUGUACUUCGCCUGUCUGUAAAAUUCAAAUUUUUACUUCUUUUCCAGAUUCACUGGACUAAUUUCAACCAAAACUUGUCAUAAAGCAUUUUUAGGGAAAGGGGGUUCAAGAUUAUUCAAAUGAAGGGCCAUGUCCUUAACAAAGGGAACUAAUUAAAAAAGUGAAAAUACGAUGGCAUCUUCUCAAGAGCCACUCGACUAGAAAAGACACAACUUAUGUGAAAGCUUCCUUAAUGAGUGUAGAUUCAAAUUGUUUAAACCAUGCCCUCCAGGGACACACGGUGGGGCCACAGUAGGGGAUCAGAGUUGGGAUAUAUUGGGGGGAAAUCUUUUAAAAUCUUCUCAAGAACUGCAGGACCUUGAUAAAUCAUUGAUAUGUACACAUCCUCAGGUUAGAGGUGCUUGCCGUUUUCAAGAGGUGCUUGUCGUGUAUGUAUAUAUAUAUAUAUAUAUAUAUAUAUAUGUUUAUAUAUAUAUAUAUAUAUAUAUUUAUAUAUAUAUAUAUAUAUAUAUAUAUAUAUAUAUAUAUAGUCUUUCUGUAAACUAUUCACAAGGUAUUUCAUGCCGUCCUUCGUUUACCGAAUUUUUGCACUAGAGAAGCAGUAGACGAUAUAUGAAGUUGUUUAUCGCCGGUAAAUGGACUUGACUUCCAAUUCAUCAUGACGAUGCGAGAGAUACAUAUAUAUAAAAUCUUGAAAGAAUUGUUUCUAGAUGGUAGGGGUCUAAUUAUUAUUUUGAACCGAACUUUUCGCCGAAAAUUGCAAGCGAUGCAGCUGGUAAAAAAUCAAGAUGGUAUGUGUUCAAAAUUUUUGUGGGAACAAAGAGGGUACACAAUCUUUCAAAAGUCUUCUCAAAAACCGCAGGACCAGGGUGACUAAGAUGAGCGUUGUUGCCUAUGACCCUCUUGUAUCAUUUAAUAACUAUCAUAUAUUUGUUAUGUUUAUAUUUAGCUGUUGGAAUUUGAUAAUAAAAAAGAGAGAAUUUU
Molecule: messenger RNA, 3991 nt
Organism: Ostrea edulis (European flat oyster)
Lineage: Eukaryota; Metazoa; Mollusca; Bivalvia; Ostreida; Ostreidae
Product: leucine-rich repeat-containing protein 74A-like
Exons: 15
Coding region: 480-2945 (821 amino acids)
Molecular function (GO): calcium ion binding; protein binding
Source: RefSeq, a predicted model, not a curated record